Molecule: messenger RNA, 327 nt
Organism: Aplosporella prunicola CBS 121167
Lineage: Eukaryota; Fungi; Ascomycota; Dothideomycetes; Botryosphaeriales; Aplosporellaceae
Exons: 1
Coding region: 1-327 (108 amino acids)
Biological process (GO): mitochondrial proton-transporting ATP synthase complex assembly
Cellular component (GO): mitochondrial matrix
Source: RefSeq, a predicted model, not a curated record
AUGGCCACCGCCUCCCCCACCGCCGUCCGAUCCAUCUACCGCCGCCUCCUCCGAGAGCUCCCAACGCGGACCCCGCGCCCCGGCUCACACGUCCUCUCCAACCCAUCCCCACUGCAGCGGCACAUCCGCACGACGCUGGGCGCCAGCGCAACUCGCACCCCCUCCGUCGACGAGGCCGAGCAGUUCGUCCAGUACGUCCGCGCCCAGCGCAUGUACGUCACCCUCGUCGAGCGCUACAACCCGGGCAUGAACCUCACCGAGGAAGAGCGCAUCCGGCUGACGGCGCGGCGCGUGGGCAUGGAUUUGCCGGUUGAGGAGGAGAAGUAG